This is a messenger RNA of Rattus norvegicus (Norway rat), 1190 nucleotides long. It is a transcript of the gene Clic1, whose product is annotated as CLIC family member 1. The transcript has 6 exons. The record is from RefSeq and is marked validated. Lineage: Eukaryota; Metazoa; Chordata; Mammalia; Rodentia; Muridae. Gene Ontology annotation, biological process: chloride transmembrane transport; cellular oxidant detoxification. The coding region runs from base 233 to 958 and encodes 241 amino acids. Gene Ontology annotation, cellular component: nucleus; nuclear membrane; cytoplasm. Gene Ontology annotation, molecular function: glutathione dehydrogenase (ascorbate) activity.
CUCCCUGAGCUAAACGGGAGGGAACGAGGUGGAGCAGCUGGGUGUGGGGUGCACUGAGCCGGUGGGUAAGCCGCGUUGGAGAGAACUAAAGGGUCUGAUCGGACUUAGGUUGCGCCGAAGGGACAGCUCUGAGUCUGGAGGAGAGAAUCCCGGGCCGUGAGACCCGCCUUCCCUUGCCCGGGCCCCUCCCAGUUCCCCCAGCGACGGCUGCUUCCUGGUCCCCGACGCAACCAUGGCUGAAGAACAACCUCAGGUCGAAUUGUUCGUGAAGGCUGGGAGUGAUGGCGCCAAGAUUGGGAACUGCCCCUUCUCCCAGAGACUGUUCAUGGUGCUGUGGCUCAAGGGAGUCACCUUCAACGUUACCACCGUGGACACCAAGAGACGGACAGAGACGGUACAGAAGCUUUGCCCCGGUGGGCAGCUCCCGUUCCUGCUCUACGGCACCGAAGUGCACACAGAUACCAACAAAAUCGAGGAGUUCCUGGAGGCCGUGCUGUGCCCUCCCAGGUACCCAAAGUUGGCUGCUCUGAACCCCGAAUCCAACACCUCGGGGCUGGACAUAUUUGCCAAGUUUUCUGCCUACAUCAAGAACUCAAACCCGGCCCUCAAUGACAACCUAGAGAAGGGACUCCUGAAAGCCCUGAAGGUUCUAGACAAUUACUUGACAUCCCCCCUCCCGGAAGAAGUGGAUGAAACCAGCGCCGAGGAUGAGGGCAUCUCUCAGAGGAAGUUUCUGGAUGGCAAUGAGCUCACCCUGGCUGACUGCAACCUGCUGCCAAAGCUUCACAUAGUCCAGGUGGUGUGCAAAAAGUACAGAGGAUUCACCAUCCCGGAGGCGUUCCGUGGAGUGCAUCGGUACUUGAGCAACGCUUACGCUCGGGAAGAAUUCGCCUCCACCUGUCCUGACGAUGAAGAGAUAGAGCUGGCCUAUGAGCAAGUGGCCAGGGCUCUCAAAUGAGCACCUUUUUAAGGGUCCUUCACCCACUCUGUGCUCUCCACAGAGGCUUCCACGUUGCUACAUAAUGGACACACUCCGAUAUAGCCAAUGGGCAGGAAAUCCGGGGCACUUGUGCAGGGCCGGGGAUGGGACUGGGGAUAAGGGAAAGAUUAGAGGACAAGGGUAAGAUUUUUAUUUUUGGGUGGGUUGGGUAAGACAACGUAUUUCAGUAAUAAAAUACAGAAUGGAAAAA